AUGUUUUGCAAUAAUAAGUUGCUAAGAAUUUUCUUGGUGGCUGCGUUUGUGCUUAUACCGAAGUCUUCGUCCAGACUACUUUGUGGAAUAGAUGUAUUCACUGGCACUAUCAUGGAAGUGCAUGUAAAAUUGGACUGUCGUAAACAGCUAGGCGCACAUCGAAAAUGUUGUACUGCUCAUGGUGUUUGCUAUAUAUUCAAAGUGCAUUGGUCGAAAUGUGAUAGGAAAUACUGCGAGUGUGUUCACGAAAUCGCUGAGAAAGUCAAAGGAAAAUGCAAGAACCAUGCCAAAAACUUCUGCAAAAUUGUGAAGGAUAACGGACGACUUGUUUAUCAUCUUCAUCAGAAAAAAUGA
Messenger RNA from Cylicocyclus nassatus, 354 nucleotides. NCBI's taxonomy places the organism in Eukaryota, Metazoa, Nematoda, Chromadorea, Rhabditida, Strongylidae. The record is from the annotation of a GenBank genome assembly.